Molecule: messenger RNA, 2718 nt
Organism: Nomia melanderi (Alkali bee)
Lineage: Eukaryota; Metazoa; Arthropoda; Insecta; Hymenoptera; Halictidae
Gene: Acat2
Product: Acetyl-CoA acetyltransferase 2
Molecular function (GO): acyltransferase activity, transferring groups other than amino-acyl groups
Source: RefSeq, a predicted model, not a curated record
UACUGGCACACGUCGUCACCACAUCGGCUGCUAACUUAUUUCCGUUAUAUAGGCCCGUGGCGGCAGUCUUCGUUCAGUUUUCCUUAAGUUUGGACGUAAUUUCUAACACGAUUUCAACAUGAGUGCAAGUGACGUUGUGAUUGUAUCGGCAGUUCGAACACCCAUAGGAUCAUUUUGUGGAUCCUUAUCUUCAAUGAAAGCAUCAGAUUUGGGGUCUAUCGUUAUUAAAGAAAGUUUAGCAAGAGCUAAUAUUAAUCCCAAUGAAGUUUCUGAAGUCAUUUUAGGACAGGUAUUAACUGCAGGGCAAGGUCAGAACCCAGCAAGGCAAGCAUCUAUCAAUGCUGGAAUUCCUGUAUCUGUACCUGCUCAUUUAAUUAAUAUGCUAUGUGGAUCCGGUUUAAAAGCAGUUAUCAAUGGUUUUUUAGCCAUAAAAGCUGGUGAAAGCCAGAUAGUUGUAGCUGGUGGUCAGGAAAACAUGAGUCAAGCUCCACAUACAGCAUACUUCAGAAAUGGUAUUAAAAUGGGGGAGUGUACUUUCUCUGAUUCUUUAAUAUCAGAUGGCUUAACAGAUGUAUUCCAUGGUGUUCAUAUGGGAGUAACAGCUGAAAAUAUUGCUAAAGACUUCAAGAUAAGUAGGGAAGAACAAGAUGAAUAUGCAGCUAAAUCUCAGCAAAAAGUGCAAGUUGCAAUAACUACAGGAUAUUUCAAUAAAGAAAUUAUCCCUAUCAAAGUGCCCACUAGAAAAGGACCUAUUAUAGUAUCUAAAGAUGAAUUUCCUAAGUUUGAAACAACUACUGAAACACUUAAAAAAUUAAAACCUGCCUUUACAAAGACUGAUGGUACUGUCACUGCUGGCAAUGCUUCUGGAAUAAAUGAUGGGGCAGCAGCAGUAAUACUUAUGUCAGCAGCAACUGCAGUGAAAAAAGGACUCACUCCAUUAGGCACAAUAGUUGCAGUAGCUCAAACAGGAGUGGAACCAAGAGUUAUGGGCACAGGUCCUAUUCCAGCAGUAGAGAUAGUGCUGAAAAAGGCGAAUUGGACAAAGGAAGAGGUGGAUUUGUAUGAAUUAAAUGAAGCUUUUGCAUCACAAGCAAUCGCAUGUGUCAGAACACUGAACUUGGAUACCUCUAAAGUUAAUAUAUCUGGGGGAGCCAUUGCUUUAGGUCAUCCUAUUGGUGCAUCAGGCACUAGAGUUUUAGUAACUUUGUUACAUGCCUUGGAAAGGACUGGAGGCAAGAAAGGUGUUGCAGCUUUAUGUAUUGGUGGUGGAAUGGGAAUCGCUAUAGCUGUUCAAAGGAAAUAAUGAACACUUAAGUCAAUUAGAAGUAUUUAUACUGCAAAGGUUGAAGUUUGUUGGUGCUUAACUGUUUUGUCAAUAACUGGGUACCUAGACAUCUACUUUCACCUUCCAUUUAAAAAAAUUGCAAAACUACAUUUUUAAUUCUGUGGAUAAUAUUGCAUUGAUUCGUAUUUACUGCAUAAAAAUAUACGCUGAAAAUUAUAAAUAUGAAGACUUCAAGCUCGUAACAAAUAAUAGAGAUAACUGGGUACCCGUAUUGCGAAAAUUGUAGUUUAAUAGCGAAAAUAGAAAGAGUAGGAAAAUUUUAUGGGCAACCAACACAAAAUAUAAAUUACUUGAUUAGUUUAUUUAUUAAUUUAUAAUAAUAGACAUUCUUUAAACAUUCUCGUAACUUUGACGCAUUUUUUGACACUUUCCAGUUGGUACAUUUGUAAAAAAAUGCCUUGUUAUGUAUGUGUUUAACAACCAAUUUCUUAUAAUUGGAAAACACAACACUUCUACUAGAUGAUAUAAGUAUAUGACGAUAAUUUGUUUUAUUUUGUAGAAGGCUAUUACUUUCGAUAUAUAUAUAUAAUAUAAGGAACAAAAGCAGCAGUAUCUGAUAUAUUACUGAAGGAAAAUACUAAUGAACAUUCAUUUGUUCGCGUAUUUGUGCUACAUUGACUGACCACUUUGGUGCCUUGUAUUUUCAUUAGAUUUUAGUUCACUAUAAAAUCCAAUUAUUUCUAGUUUAUCUUUUAGUCCUGAAACUGCGGCAUGACUAUGUAUCGUGGAUAUCUUAGCAGCCUUGUCCUUUUUUGGUACAUAAGUACUUAUCUGUUCAUUUUGAUAAAAGCCGAUUAACGUAGAAAAUUCUUUAUGUGAAUUGAUUCUCAUACUUUAUGCCAUAUUUUGUUGGUUUUAAUGAAAUAUAGUAUGUACGUUUUGUUCUAUCUUUAUAAAGGAGAAGUUAUUUAUCUAUCGUAAGAUCGACAGCAGGAUUACAUACUUUAUUCAAUUUGAAUUUAAUACAAUCUAUAUGUCACAUAUAGAAUCUGCUUUGUAACUAACCAUCGUACACGAGUAUUCGUACCGUUAGAACGAAUAAAUUGUUCAAUACUGGAUCGAUUAAUCGAUUUACGUUCAUGGUCAUAGGGGUACGUCAGUUGUUUAAAGAAAAUUUAUUAUCCGUAUCAUGAACUAACUUCUACUUGUAAACAUACAAUAUUCCUGGUUAUUAUCCUUUAUUCGAAUAUUUUAUUAUAGUAUUUCUUGUAAAAAGUUAAAACUUUUCUAUUGACAAUUUGUUGAAUAGUCAAAUUUUGGUACAGAAUAUACAGACAUAGGUAUGAUUGUGUACUACAUGAAUGUAUUUAUAAUUACAUUUAUACAAAAUUUUGUGCAAUGUAUAUUUAUAGAGAAAUUAUUUUUAUACAUCA